AUGGUUAUACUUUUCUCAGGAUUGGUUUCUCCUUCACUUGGGGAAGAAACAAAGCCAGAAGGACCAGUAGGCAGAGAAGGAACAGCGGGAAGCGUAGGAACGGAGGGCAUAGUCGGAAUAAAUGGGAAUGGAGGAAACCUCGGCAGAGGUAACAGACGGGGGAAUGGGAACGGGAAUGGAGUAAAAUUUGGUAAAAAUGGCUUACCUGAUGGGAAAUUAGGGUUUGCAGCCCAUAAUGAUGGUGCUGUAGUAGAAGAAGGAUCAGUGGCAGCAGGAGGAAGAGGAGGAGAUGUUAGUGAUGGUGGAAAUGGAGGCAACAUUGAUGAAAAUGAAGGAUUUUCCGGUGUAAAAUCCGGUGCCGGAAAAGUUGCCUUGUCGAGUGAAGGCUUAGGUUCAUCUUCAAGAAGAAGUAACCUGCUAGAGGCUAAGCAUGAGUUUGUGUUGCAGAGAAAUAACAAGGCAAACAAGGUAAUCAAAAGGUUGAAGAUGAGUGUUGAAGCCAUGAUUUUGGAUUAA
Messenger RNA from Mercurialis annua (annual mercury), 516 nucleotides. RefSeq lists its product as uncharacterized. The transcript is spliced from 2 exons. NCBI's taxonomy places the organism in Eukaryota, Viridiplantae, Streptophyta, Magnoliopsida, Malpighiales, Euphorbiaceae. The record is from RefSeq and is a predicted model, not a curated record. The coding region runs from base 1 to 516 and encodes 171 amino acids.